ACCAAUCAAGGCUAUUUGAGAAAACGUUAAGCAGCUGCAGAGGCGGGUCUAUUUAUUUGUUCUUUAAAAGUCCAAUCAGCACCGAGAUUUUGCAGGAAGGGAAACGCCCAUUGGCUGAGAACGAAGUGAAAUUGAACUGGGAUUUUGGCGCGAGGGAGGGAGUCAUGGCGGCUCCUGUUCCUGCUGGGGGUCCUGUGCAGAGUCUUUGCGAUGAAGUCACUUGCUCCAUCUGCCUGGAAUAUUUCAAGGAUCCGGUGAUGAUCCCAGAGUGUCUGCACAACUUCUGCCGGUCCUGCUUGAUCCAGUGCUGGGGGGAAUCGGAGGCAGAGGCUUUCUGCCCUCACUGCAGAGAAACGGUUCAAGAAAGGAGCCUCAUCCCAAACUGGCCGUUGGAAAACUUUGUAGAAUUAAUUAAGAAGCUCAGUCUUCAAGAGGGGAAAGAGGAAGGACGGAAAGAAAAAGUUUGUGAGAAGCACCAGGAGCCCCUGAAACUCUUCUGCAAGGAGGAUGGAGCCCCCAUCUGUCUUGUGUGCGACAGAUCCAACGAGCACAAAUGCCACGAGGCGAUUCCCCUGAAAGAGGCUUCCAAGGAGUACAAGGGACUGAUGUGUAGACGCCUGGAGAUUCUGAGGAGAGAGAGAGAAAGAAUUCUGGCCUAUGAAGAAGACGUGAAAAAGGAAUGUGAGGACCUCCUUAAAUUAACAGAAGCUGAGAGGCAGAAGACAGUGGAGAAGUUCAGACAACUGCACCAGUUUAUCGAAGAACAAGAAAAAUGUCUGUUGAAAGAGAUAGAAAAGGUGGAGAAGGAGAUUGCAAGGAAAAGGGAUGAGCACCUGGCCAGGCUCUCCAGGGAACUCUCCUAUCUGAAAAGGAUCAUCCAGGAGAUGCAGGAGAAGCGUCAGCAGCCAGAGAGCGAAUUCCUGCAGGAUGUGAGAAGCACCUUGCAGAGGUAUGAGAAAAGAGAGAAAUUGGAUAAUCCACCAACUUUCCCUCCAGAAUUGAAGAGAAAGACCUCCAGAUUCUGUGAUAUAGACCCCCUUCUGAAUUCUGCUAUGAAGGAAUUCAAAGACUCCCUUUCAUUCAGAGAAGAGCUUCAGCAAGAUAAUUGGUCAUUCGGACAACAGCUUCAGAAAGCAAAUGUCACUCUGGAUCCAGACACAGCUUUUAUUAGGCACAUCCUGUCCGAGGAUCGGAAAAGUGUGAGACUGGGAGAAAAACCUCAUGACAGAUACAGCAACUUCUGUCCUCCUUUGUUAGGACGUGAGGGAUUCACAGCAGGCAGACAUUUCUGGGAAGUUGAUGUGGAAAAUGGGGAAGGAUGGGUUGUAGGGGUCUCUGUGAAGUCUGUGAGCAGGAGAGAAUGUUCUCCCUUAAGUCCCGUGGGAGGGAUCUGGGCUGUACAAAAGAAUAAUAAUCAUUACACGGCCUGCGCCUACCCUACUCCCCUUUGUCUGCCCAUGACUGGGAAGCUCAAGAGGAUCCGGGUGACUCUGGACUAUGAAGGGGGACGUGUGUCUUUUUCGGAUGCUUACUCAGGAGCCAAACUCUACACGUUCUCAGGAGCCUGGUUCUCUGAAGAGACCCUCUUCCCUUUCUUUAAGCUGGAUACAGUUUGUACCCACCUCAAGAUCUGUUGAGGAGACUAAAUCUGCCUCACCAGAAUGACACACACACACACACACACACACACACACACACACACACACACACACGUAAUUGAAUUUAUAUACCGCCCUAUACUUGGGGGUCUCAGGGUGGUUCACAUAUAUAUGCGCCUCUCGAGCACUUUUGGCAGCUUUUCAGGGGUCCUUUGGGAGGAUUCAUUCCAGUCACAAUCAGCAUAAAUAAUAAAACAAACAAAAAUAAGACUUUGUAUUGUUUUUCUUCCCUUUCCCAGAAUUCCCCCUGCAGCUUAUUUCUUAAAGAGACAGUAACACUUUUUAACUUACUCAAUAAAUAACAUAUUCCUCAAAAGGGUUCUGCUGCCAUCACCUUCAAUCCUAGUUUCAUUCUUCCACCUUCCCAUACCCUUAAAAAAAAUUCUGCCUAAAAUCCAUGCCA
Molecule: messenger RNA, 2061 nt
Organism: Zootoca vivipara (common lizard)
Lineage: Eukaryota; Metazoa; Chordata; Lepidosauria; Squamata; Lacertidae
Product: E3 ubiquitin-protein ligase TRIM7
Molecular function (GO): zinc ion binding; protein binding
Source: RefSeq, a predicted model, not a curated record